AUGGGCGCGACCUCCUCGGCGACGCCCCGCGCGAACGCGUCGCUCAGGGUCGCCGAUCGUCUCAAAACCGCAUCGACUCGGUGCGGCGUUCAGAUGGCGGCGUACGGCGCGUGCAUACAGCUGAACAUGCCGGACGUGGGGAAAGGCGCGUGCGAGCGCGAGAUGGAGGCGCUCAGGGCGUGCGUCUUCGCGAGCAAGCGAUGA
Micromonas commoda is the source of this 204-nucleotide messenger RNA. RefSeq lists its product with no specific name. Gene Ontology annotation, cellular component: mitochondrion. Bases 1 to 204 code for a protein of 67 amino acids. Lineage: Eukaryota; Viridiplantae; Chlorophyta; Mamiellophyceae; Mamiellales; Mamiellaceae. Gene Ontology annotation, biological process: mitochondrial respiratory chain complex I assembly. The transcript is spliced from 2 exons. The record is from RefSeq and is a predicted model, not a curated record.